AUGUCUCCCAUUCGAAGAUCUUGUGAUGCGAAACAUCCCCAUACUGACGAGUUCAUGUUUGCGGCAGACCAGGUAACGUUUCUCGCCUUCUCAGUGGAAGGUCGUUACCAGCUUGAAAGCUGCGGCGAAUCUUCUCGAAAAGCUUUUAAAUUCCUAGGCUUGGAUUGCCUCGGGGAUAAACCCGUUGCCACGAUGGGCCGCGACUACCCCGAGCACUCCGGAAAGGCGUAUUACCGCGGCCAGCAGUGGGAAGAAGAAAGGGCCCAUACUACAACGCUGGCAGGCAACUACACUGAUCAUGGCCGACAAAAUGGUGUGUAUUUUGACGACGGACGACAAGCACCAUACACUGAAAAUGGACGAUUUGCUGGAUACCCUGAUGAUGGACGAUCAACCGGAUACGACGAGAACGGACGACAUGGAUGGUAUACCGACAAUGGGCGCUAUAACAACUUGACUGGAUCGAUGCCUAUCGACAUGGCGCUCCGUGAGCACUGCAGAAUUCCUGUCAAGAGAUAUUUCUUAGCUGUUCAGACCGACGAUGGAAAGAUGCUUUACAUGCACAGCCAACAUAAGCUGGACGAAAGGGAUGUCUUCAACAGAAUGGGGUUUGAGGCCCUUGUCCCUGAAAGGGACCCGAGGCGUCGCAAUCUUGACGCACAUGAGUACGAUGCCUAUGGAGCGUUUGGGCACAGAGGCACAUACGCAAGGUUGGGACACACAUACGAUGGUCCAGAUACAGAUGCUUGGGAAGAAGGCGGAUACGGCAACGGACCACCCAAAGCUCGAAAGCGACACCGUGCCCAAGCCAACUUCCGUGGCGGCCAAGACUCGGCAAUCGUAGACAGUGACCUGACAACUGCAAGCUCGCCGAUUCCGCAGCACAGAGGAAUCACCAUGUCCGAUCAACAAGUUAUCAUGGAAUUUUGCGAGACUCGUUUCAAGAACCUGCAGCAGAUGGCCUGCAAGAUAGUUGCAAAGGCAUGGGUCAAGCUCGUUGAGCCGAAGAAGCAGUCGAACCACCCUUACACCAAUGGAGAUGAUAACGCUCCGGACUGGUGGCCUAAGCCUUGGGGUCCAGGAAAAGACGAGAAGGUGCGGCACAAAGAGCCGGACCAUUUGUGGAAGAGAGAGAGGAUCUAUCUUUUGAACCACAUUCUGCAGCUAAUCGUGCAGCCGAAUCACAAGCAACACCCAGACAUUCAAAAGCUGAAGCUGAAUGUGGCCAAGCUCGAAGAAGCCACAGUCGAGGCUCUAUCUUCAUUCUUCCUGGACAAAGAGAACCCCGGGAAUGCCAGAAGGAAGGUAUACCUGAAAGAGAUAUUCAAAGUGGCCAAGGCGCAAGAGAGAUUUUUGAACGGCGAAGUUGACGGUGACUACAAGGUCUGGGUGAAUGCCGACGACAAGUUCACCGAGGAGAUUCAGAGCGGAGAUGACCACGUUAUUCGAACGAUGAACCAAUCCGAGGAUGAAAUGCGUCAGGCUCAAAUUGGACGAGUUUCUGCGCCUCCUUCUCAACCGUCACCGCUCAAGUCGACAAUGAUGCAACCUGGCUUCACGCCUCAUGGGCUGCCUGGUGCUCCUGGACCCGGUGGUGAUCACACCCCACCACCUAUGCCGCAUGGUGGCGGUGGCAGUGAGCAAUAUUUGAGCGGCGUUCCAGUUCGCACCAUGAAUGAGAUGCCCUCGUAUCAAGCCCAGGAAAUGUAUCCCGGCCUCUCAAGCUCAAGACGAUCCUCGUCGAUUUAUGGACUGACAACAGAAUAUGCUCCUGGCGGCGCCAGCGGAACGGCUGCUCUCCAUAGCAUAUACACAGCCCAAUGGCCCCAUCAAGGACCAGCAUCGGCGACGCCCCCGACCUCGGCGACAGGCAAUCCUGCCAUCAACUUUACCUUCACCUCGCAGCCUCAAACGCUGCCACUGCCCGCCCCAUUCGUGACGCAGGCCGCUGUUCAGACAAGCCAGCAUGCGACAGCAGCGCCAGGCGCAGCCUAUAUGCCCUUCACUCCAGAUGCUUUGCCCAAGAUUGAAUCGGCCAGCGUUGGCGGCGCGCUCCAUUCACCCGAUGGUCAGCAUGCUUCAUCUCAUCAUCAGUCCCAUACCAUGACUUUGGCUCGUCACCCCCUUCCAACUGCUCCCGGAAUCAUGAACCAUGCGCCCUCGAGCUAUUCCGAAUAUGCCGCACAUGAGUCCCGGCACAUACCAAGACCGCUUUCAUGA
Messenger RNA from Pyricularia pennisetigena, 2220 nucleotides. RefSeq lists its product as uncharacterized. The transcript has 4 exons. The record is from RefSeq and is a predicted model, not a curated record. Bases 1 to 2220 code for a protein of 739 amino acids. NCBI's taxonomy places the organism in Eukaryota, Fungi, Ascomycota, Sordariomycetes, Magnaporthales, Pyriculariaceae.